GAAUCAUCCUUAAUAUAAAACCCAAAGCAUUCCAUGUGAACCUUCUGUUACGAACAACACAGGUACAACUUGCACAGUCUAAUUGAUUUAUCGACAACUCAAAGCAACAUUUUGGUUCCGAUUGGAUUUAUUAUCGCAGACAAAGAAAAUCAUCCAUCAGACAUACUCAAGAACCUUGCGCCGGACCUCCGAACGUCCUUUAUCGUCAUUCGCAGCGCAACAAGGCCAGCGUAUCCUCAAAGUUUCAAGUGCGACGACAAAAUGGCAAGUCGAGCUGCCAACAAACGGUUAACCCGUGAAUAUAAAACCAUCUCCGAAAAUCCCCCUCCAUACAUCGAAGCCCAUCCCUCCGAAUCCAAUAUCCUCGAAUGGCAUUAUAUCCUCACCGGACCCCCGGACACUCCCUAUCAUGGUGGACAAUACUGGGGUACCCUUCUGUUCCCUCCCAAUUAUCCAUUUGCGCCUCCCUCGAUAAAAAUGCACACGCCGUCCGGGCGUUUCCAACCCUCCACUCGUCUUUGUCUCUCGAUCAGCGAUUUCCACCCUAAGAGUUUCAAUCCCGCGUGGGAAGUCAGCACAAUAUUGAUCGGUCUAUUAAGUUUUAUGACAAGUGAAGAAAUGACAACGGGUUCUGUAAACGCAACUAAAUCGGAAAGAAAAUGGGCUGCGAGUAGGUCGAGAUGGUGGAAUAGCACCGGUGGAGGAAGUUACAAGAAAGAUGGAACACAGAAGGGCAAUAUUAAAGCCGGGGACGGAGGCGCAAAAUUUAGAAGUGAAUGGGAAGAGUUGGAUAAAGAGAACUGGAAGUGGAUGAAAGAGAGAGGUGUCGAUAUUGUGACUGGAAAUGAGGAAAAGAAAGAUGGGGAGGAGAACGGAAGGGACUGCAGCGGAAUUGCAAUGAGGAGACCAGGGGGUAGUCAAGCUGUUGUGGGAGCUGUGGUAGAAGGUGGCAGAGAGGGAAGAAGUUGGUUACAGACACAUAAAUACUGGAUCGUUGGUGGAGUGAUUUUCACAUAUGUCAUGAUUGCAAGAUUACUAUCAGAAGGGCAUGAGCUAUAGAUGUGUAUAUGGAUCGAUUUCUAAGCAUGGAGUUCAGGAGGGGUUAUGGUUUGUACAAUAGAUUAGCGUCACUCAAUGCUUUUUAUGAAGGUAGAGAAUGUGUUGAUGGGGAACACUUUUUGAUUAGGAAUAGGAAUAGUCAUAUUUUCAAUAAAAUCCUUACUUUUAUUA
Botrytis cinerea B05.10 is the source of this 1230-nucleotide messenger RNA. It is a transcript of the gene Bcubc6, whose product is annotated as Bcubc6. Lineage: Eukaryota; Fungi; Ascomycota; Leotiomycetes; Helotiales; Sclerotiniaceae. The transcript is spliced from 2 exons. Bases 262 to 1059 code for a protein of 265 amino acids. The record is from RefSeq and is a predicted model, not a curated record.